UAAUACAGUACACGUCAAGUUGUUAUGGUGGUAACAAGUUUGUUACUUUGACUUGCAAACGCUUACGAAAAAUGAAUUUGCAAGAAAUUAGUAAAAGUUUCAUAAAAUGAAGAAUAGUGUUUCUUUCAUCUGUUUAUGUUUGUACUGCAUUCUGCUUAUGCCAAGUUGUCUAGUUUUACUUGUGGAAAAUCCUGAAAAAGCUGCUCCAAAGCCACAUAGAGUGAUAGGAGAAACAGAACAUAGUAAUGGCCAACAGUUUAACCACAAUGAGAUUGAAAAAGAAGUUCCUCUUAGAGAACAAAACUCAGAUUUUCAGGAUACCAGAGAUUUGCCUGGAAUUGGUCUUGAGAAGGUGACGCUGAAAAGAAAUGAAAAGAAAGAGGAGAUUACUACUGCAGAAAUACACUCCAGCUUUGAAGAAGCAGUUCCUAGUCAAGCACAAGAUGUCCACUUGCCCACUCAGAUUAAACAAGAAGAAGAUGUUAAAAUUGGAGAUGUAGCCAAAGAAUGUCGCAGCACUCGUGUGUGGUCCGGCAUUGCCAUGCUGAAGGAGAAGUGACGAACUCUUCGAACCCCGAUUCCAACAAGCUGUUUCUCACGCACCGACACACUCACGUUACACACCGCCGUGUUACACGCUACAAUUCGGAGCCCUCUAGUGGCAAAGGGCUGCACAUAUACAGUAACGUUUGAUUUAGAAAGCUUUCUGAGUUUUUACACGAAAAAUUCGUAGGCAUUAGUUUUCAGCACUACCUCGUAUGUCUGUGGUACAAGUUACAUGUUACUUACUGGUUCUGAAAAUACUAUUUGUAGCUCAAGCUUCUGUCUGACUAAAAUAUUAAAAUUGCCUAGCAUGAAUUUGCUGAGUGCUGUGUAUGGUUAUUUAUAAGUGCAGUAGCGACUGGUUAAUUAAACUAUACCGAAUAUUACGGAAAUAAUAUAGUU
Molecule: messenger RNA, 945 nt
Organism: Schistocerca gregaria
Lineage: Eukaryota; Metazoa; Arthropoda; Insecta; Orthoptera; Acrididae
Exons: 4
Coding region: 107-559 (150 amino acids)
Source: RefSeq, a predicted model, not a curated record